Molecule: messenger RNA, 627 nt
Organism: Entamoeba dispar SAW760
Lineage: Eukaryota; Evosea; Mastigamoebida; Endamoebidae
Exons: 2
Coding region: 1-627 (208 amino acids)
Source: RefSeq, a predicted model, not a curated record
AUGACUUUAGAAACUAUCAGCACAACAGAAGUAGAUACUUCAAAUUAUAAAAUGUGGAUUCAACUAGCUUCAGCACCUGAAGACUUUAAUAUGAUAGUGGAUAAAACAACAUUAACACAAAUGGUUCAUUGCUUUCAACAAACCAUGAACCAAGAAAUUAAACGUCACUUUGAAGAAGAAUUUAUAAAACGUCAGCCAAUGAUUGAUAAAGCAUUUACGGAAAAAUACAAUAAUUCUAAUCAAGAAACAUUUUCAAUUAAUGAAGAACUUCAAAAAGAAAAAAUCAAAUACUCUGGACUUACUAAAGAAUUCAGUGAACUUCUUCGGACUCAAGAAAAUUUAAAAAAUCAUUUAGAAGAAUUACAAAGAAAAAUUAAUCUUUUAGACCAACAAAUUCAAGCCACCCAAAUUCAACAACAACAAUUGGCCAAUAAAUUUAAUCUUAAAAUUGCAGCUAUAGAUAAAGAAAAAAUAAAAAAAGAAAAUGAACUUAGCCGUGUUAUGUCUCAACAUGACCAAUUGGUAGAAGAAUUUAAUAAACUUCAAACCGCUCAUCACAAAUACAAAGCUGCUUUAUUUAAAGCCCAAAAUGAAGUCAAUGCUUUAAAAUCUGGUUUGGGAAAAUAA